AUGGGAAGCAUUACAUUAUCAUCAUCGUCAACUUUGCUUGCCACUCUGUAUCUUCUAUUCAUCGUAACAAUCACUACCGCUGACCAGAUCUUUAUCGAUGAGCCUCCAGCUAAUGGCAUCUUUCAAGUCAAUUCCCCUAUGGAUAUCCGGUAUCACAUACGUAAGAACGGCAUGGCAGGACUCGGAUCUACAACUGUGAACAUCAUCAACGCCGAUACGCACGAGCUUGUCACAGAUCUAUCUAAUGCAACGUGGAAGCCCAACAACAAGGAUUUGUCGGUGAAGAGCGUAUGGUAUAUUCCCCAAGACUUAAGUAAUGGUACCUAUACGCUGCGCGUAUCUGGCACGUAA
Messenger RNA from Zychaea mexicana, 351 nucleotides. RefSeq lists its product as uncharacterized. Bases 1 to 351 code for a protein of 116 amino acids. Lineage: Eukaryota; Fungi; Mucoromycota; Mucoromycetes; Mucorales; Lichtheimiaceae. The transcript has 2 exons. The record is from RefSeq and is a predicted model, not a curated record.